Arvicola amphibius (Eurasian water vole) is the source of this 3112-nucleotide messenger RNA. RefSeq names its product sortilin 1 (gene Sort1). Bases 1 to 2577 code for a protein of 858 amino acids. NCBI's taxonomy places the organism in Eukaryota, Metazoa, Chordata, Mammalia, Rodentia, Cricetidae. Gene Ontology annotation, cellular component: membrane; Golgi apparatus. The record is from RefSeq and is a predicted model, not a curated record. Gene Ontology annotation, molecular function: protein binding. The transcript has 21 exons. Gene Ontology annotation, biological process: vesicle organization; endocytosis; Golgi to endosome transport.
AUGGAGCGGCCCCGGGGAGCUGCGGACGGCCUCUCGCGCUGGCCCCUCGGCCUCCUCCUGCUCCUGCAGCUGCUGCCGCCGUCCGCCGUCGGCCAGGACCGGCUGGACGCACCGCCGCCGCCUGCGCCGCCUCCGCUGCGCUGGGCCGGGCCGGUCGGGGUGAGCUGGGGGCUGCGCGCCGCCGCGCCUGGGGGCCCCGUCCCCCGCGCUGGCCGUUGGCGCCGCGGCGCGCCCGCCGAGGACCAGGGCUGCGGCCAUCUCCCGGACUUCGUCGCCAAGCUGACCAACAACACGCACCAGCAUGUCUUUGAUGACCUCAGUGGCUCGGUGUCCUUGUCCUGGGUUGGAGACAGCACUGGGGUUAUUCUCGUCCUGACUACUUUCCAAGUGCCACUGGUGAUUGUGAGUUUUGGACAGUCCAAGUUAUAUCGAAGUGAGGAUUAUGGAAAGAACUUUAAGGAUAUUACAAACCUCAUCAAUAACACCUUCAUUCGGACUGAAUUUGGCAUGGCGAUUGGUCCUGAGAACUCCGGAAAGGUGAUAUUAACAGCAGAGGUAUCCGGUGGAAGCCGAGGAGGCCGAGUGUUCAGGUCUUCAGACUUCGCCAAGAACUUUGUGCAGACAGACCUCCCCUUUCAUCCUCUGACUCAGAUGAUGUACAGCCCUCAGAACUCCGACUACCUGCUCGCCCUCAGCACUGAGAAUGGCCUGUGGGUGUCCAAGAAUUUUGGGGAAAAAUGGGAAGAAAUCCACAAAGCAGUAUGUUUGGCCAAAUGGGGAGCAGACAACAUCAUCUUCUUUACCACCUAUGUGAAUGGCUCCUGCAAAGCUGACCUUGGUGCGCUGGAAUUAUGGAGAACGUCUGACUUGGGGAAAACCUUCAAAACCAUUGGCGUGAAAAUCUACUCGUUUGGUCUUGGGGGCCGUUUCCUUUUCGCCUCUGUGAUGGCUGAUAAGGAUACAACAAGAAGGAUCCACGUGUCAACAGACCAAGGGGACACGUGGAGCAUGGCGCAGCUUCCUUCCGUGGGGCAGGAACAAUUCUACUCCAUUCUGGCAGCCAAUGAUGACAUGGUAUUCAUGCAUGUAGAUGAACCUGGAGAUACCGGAUUUGGCACGAUCUUUACCUCUGAUGACCGUGGCAUCGUUUACUCCAAGUCUCUAGACCGACAUCUCUACACCACCACGGGUGGAGAGACCGACUUCACCAACGUGACUUCCCUCCGUGGAGUCUACAUAACGAGCAUGCUCUCCGAAGAUAAUUCUAUUCAGAGCAUGAUCACUUUUGACCAGGGAGGACGGUGGGAGCACCUGCGGAAGCCGGAGAACAGCAAGUGUGACGCGACCGCCAAGAACAAGAAUGAGUGCAGCCUUCAUAUUCAUGCUUCCUACAGCAUCUCCCAGAAGCUGAAUGUCCCCAUGGCCCCACUCUCGGAGCCCAACGCCGUGGGCAUCGUCAUCGCUCAUGGUAGUGUGGGAGACGCCAUCUCGGUGAUGGUCCCAGACGUGUACAUCUCAGAUGAUGGGGGUUACUCCUGGGCGAAGAUGCUGGAAGGGCCCCACUAUUACACCAUCCUGGACUCUGGAGGCAUCAUCGUGGCCAUUGAGCACAGCAAUCGUCCUAUCAAUGUGAUUAAGUUCUCCACAGAUGAGGGCCAGUGCUGGCACAGCUACGCAUUCACACAGGAGCCCAUCUACUUCACCGGCCUGGCUUCGGAGCCCGGAGCCCGGUCCAUGAACAUCAGCAUCUGGGGGUUCACAGAGUCCUUCAUCACCCGCCAGUGGGUCUCCUACACGGUCGACUUCAAAGACAUCCUUGAGCGGAACUGUGAAGAGGAUGACUAUACCACAUGGCUGGCACACUCCACAGACCCUGGAGAUUACAAAGAUGGCUGUAUUUUGGGCUAUAAAGAACAGUUCCUCCGUCUAAGAAAGUCAUCUGUCUGUCAGAAUGGGCGAGACUAUGUGGCGGCUAAGCAGCCCUCCUUCUGUCCCUGUUCCUUGGAAGACUUCCUCUGUGACUUUGGCUACUUCCGUCCAGAAAAUGCCUCAGAGUGUGUCGAGCAGCCGGAACUGAAGGGGCACGAGUUAGAAUUCUGUCUGUAUGGCAAAGAGGAGCACCUGACGACAAAUGGGUACCGGAAAAUCCCAGGAGACAGAUGCCAAGGGGGGAUGAAUCCAGCCCGAGAAGUAAAAGAUUUGAAAAAGAAAUGCACGAGCAAUUUCUUGAACCCCAAGAAACAGGACUCCCGCCCACAGGGACACAGCUUGUCCCAGAAUCCAGCUCCGCCUCCUCUUGGAUACACUGAAAACACACACUUCAUAUCUCCUACCCAGAAGCAGAAUUCCAAGUCGAAUUCUGUUCCUAUUAUCCUGGCCAUCGUGGGACUGAUGCUGGUCACAGUUGUAGCAGGAGUGCUCAUUGUGAAGAAAUAUGUCUGCGGCGGAAGGUUCCUGGUCCACCGAUACUCUGUGCUGCAGCAGCACGCCGAGGCUGACGGGGUGGACGCUUUGGACACAGCCUCCCACACUAAAAGCGGUUAUCAUGAUGAUUCAGAUGAGGACCUCCUGGAAUAGCUCUUCAGAGGAGCUGGGACCGAGCUGGUGGAGCCCCAGUACCUCCUACAGACUUGGGGAAAUAAAUUUCCCAGUGCGUCGGACCCAGCUCUGUUUCUGCUGCUUCAUCCAAGCCCAAAGGACCUACACUAAAGAACGCAGGGUGGGGGUGGGGAACCCUGGCUGAUCUCACAGUUGGCUCUGAGAAGAGGGGGGAAAUUUUAAAUUCUUUUAACUUUUUGUUUCAAGUUCUGUCUUUUGUAAACGUGUGGCUUUAGGUUCCUGUUGGUUUGUUUGUGUGUCAAGGGAAAUGAAGUAGGAUUCAAAGGGAUUGUUUCGCUGCCCCCACUCUUGUGUGUUCUGGGUGGUGCCUACCCCAGGGCAUCUGCCAACUCCACUGUCAGCUCAACUCUCACAUCAUACCUGGUGCUGACCCUGGGCUCUGCUGGCCAUGGGAAGCAGCCUCGAAGAAGGAAACAAGGUGCAGUGACUGGCACUGGCUGACUGGCUCUUCCCCAUCUGUGGACAGCCCUGCUCAGAGAACACUGCGCCCCAG